Messenger RNA from Rhodofomes roseus, 1330 nucleotides. Its product is annotated as FSH1-domain-containing protein. The transcript has 10 exons. Lineage: Eukaryota; Fungi; Basidiomycota; Agaricomycetes; Polyporales; Fomitopsidaceae. Bases 75 to 866 code for a protein of 263 amino acids. Gene Ontology annotation, cellular component: cytoplasm; nucleus. The record is from RefSeq and is a predicted model, not a curated record.
CGUGCUCCGAGUUCCGCGACAGCACUCUGUCCCGUACCUCGUCCAUCUCUUCAAGCAUAGACAAAUAGACAGAUAUGGCGACACGCAAAGUUCUCAUGUUGCACGGGUAUGCUCAAAGCGGUACCAUCUUCAGGAAACGGAUGGGAGCAUUCCGUAAGGCCUGUGGAAAAGAGCUUGACUUGGUCUUCGUGGACGCCCCUCACGUAUUGACGCCCGUCGAUAUGGCCGUCCUCACGUCCCAAUCCCCUGAAUCGUCCCUCGAUAACCUAGGUGCUGCAGAGGCGACCACUGAGACAGACCCCGCGCUCGCCCCGCGUGGCUGGUGGCGAGUGAACGAGGAGCGGACGCAGACGAAUGGGCUUGAAGAGUCCCUUGCCGUGCUGCGCGACUUACUGGCGAAGGACCGCUAUGAUGGAGUAUUUGGGUUUAGUCAGGGUGCCGCCAUGGCAGCUCUUCUUGCGGCCUUGCUCGAGAAGCCAGCGGUCCACCCGCCGUUUUUGGUCAACGGGGAACCACCCCAUCCCCCCUUGCAGUUCUGCGUCGCCGUAGCAGGGUUCCAACCGAAUAGCCCGCUCUGCGAUGCCAUCCUGUUGCCAUCAUAUUCCACACGAACCCUGCACAUCCUCGGGAAGACGGACGUCAUCGUCGUGGAGGAGCGAUCCAAGACGCUGCUGGACAUCUCGAGUAACAAACGUGUCGAAUACCACGACGGGGGUCAUUUCGUCCCCUCCAAGGCGCCAUGGCGAAACUUCAUGCGCAGCUACCUUCGAGAUCCUGCUGGAGACUUGCUUUCCCCGGGCCCUGCAGCACCGUCACAGGAUGCCUCAGGGGCCUCGACCCCAACAACGUCCGGUAGCGCUUCAUGACCGAAGAGAAGCCUUCCGAAACAGAAGGCGGAGCACAGGCUAUUGGCCCGGGGCAGAUCGUGCGGGAACUCAGCAGGCCGGCAUUCGAUCCUUACAUGGCCCGUGCGUAGCUUAUCGCGAUAGAACGCGCAGAUGUGUCCUCCUCUUUGUGGUCACACAGUUGCAGGACUGUCUCGCAGUGUCCACGCCAUGCAUUGAUCAGUUUCAUGUCCGCCUCUGAGAAGGCCAGCCAACUGUUACAGCCACUCGACGAGAGUGGCAUGUCCUGCUUGGGAAGACGCGCAUGCAGCAACCAUCGGAACGUCAUGCUUCUCAAUUCUUUCUGGCCUUCCUCGAAGAUGAAGGCUGGGAACGCGAAGUCUCGACAUCCGCGCGCCGCUCAGACUAUCCCAUGCGAAUCCUAGUUAUCUAAUUCUCGGUUGUAAAUCAACGUUGAAUUGCUAUGCCUGCGUGUUUGGGCGUCA